GUGUCGCAGACAUUUGACGACAGUGGAAGCGGAAGUUUAUCAAAGCGCAUGCGUGCUGUCAACAGAGAUCAUUUUUACAUCCAGGCAGUGGUUCUUCCUGCUUCCGGUGAAUCUCUGACGGGUGUUUUAUUGGAUCUACGAAGUCAGCCUGGUUGUGCUUUGUCCUCCUCUCAUUCCAGACUACAGAAAUGGAGAAGGUAGGAGAGAAACAGGGAGAAGAGGACGGAGCAGCUCCAGCAGGAGGAGGAAGUGAGCUGGGGCAGAAGUCAGGCACGAAAAGGGUGCCAGAGAGAGGUGAUGAUGAGGAGGAGACACCACCCACCAAGAAACCAGUGACUGAUCACGGCGUGAAGGUUGCGAGUCACUACAACAAACUGCAGGAAGUUGGUCUGGAGGUCCGAAGUCAAAGCAGGAUCUUCUACAUGAGGAACUUUAACAACUGGGUGAAGAGUGUUCUUAUUGGUGAGAUGCUGGAGCGGGUCCGAGGAGCGGGAAGCAGGAACGUGUCGGUGUUGGACCUCGGCUGUGGGAAAGGAGGAGACCUGCUGAAGUGGAGGAGAGGAGGAAUAAAUCGUCUUGUUUGUGCAGAUAUAGCCGGAGUGUCAGUGGAGCAGUGCCAGAGUCGCUACGAAGACAUGAAGCGGAAAAGUUACAAUAACGAGAAAAUCUUUAGUGCUCAAUUCAUCACCGCAGACUGCUCCACGGAGGUUUUGUCAGAGAAGCUGGAUGACCCCCAGCUGAUGUUCGACAUCUGCAGCUGCCAGUUUGUGUAUCACUACUCGUUUGAGAGCGAGCAGAAGGCAGACAUGAUGCUGAGGAACGCCUGCGAGCGUCUGAAGCCUGGGGGCUUUUUUAUCGGAACAACGCCAGAUGCAUACGAGCUUGUGAAACGUCUGGAGGCGUCUGACUCGCUGACCUUUGGUAACGAGAUCUUCAAAGUUUCCUUCCAGUCCAAAGGUUCCUACCCGCUGUUCGGAUGUCAGUAUCACUUCAACCUCGAGGGCGUGGUCGAUGUGCCGGAGUUUCUUGUCUACUUUCCUGUUUUGGAACACAUGGCGAAGCGCUACAACAUGCGUCUGGUUCUGAAACAGAGGUUUUCAGAGUUCUGUGAGGAGAAAGUGAAAAAGGAGCAACACCGCAACCUCAUGAUGAAGAUGAUGGCUCUGGAGCUGUUUCCCUGUGAGGUCGGAGGUCGACAGGCUUCAGAGAGCACUGAAGAGUACUCCCACGCUAAAGAACACUGUUGCAGAGCGGGACUGAGACAAGUGGGAACACUGAGCAGAUCUGAAUGGGAGGCAGCCAGUAUCUACCUGGUGUUUGUCUUCCAGAAGAUGGCCUGAUGCUUGAAAAACAUAACAAAACUCCUCUUGAAGCUUACCUCACCUGUUUGUGUUUGUACAGUUUUUUUUUCCGUUGCCUUUUUUAGGAUUUUUUUUAUAUAAACUAUGAUCUGCAGGCCUGUUGGAGAAAUGUAUUUAAACCACAAAUUAAAACAGCUGUUUUUCAUCCAUAUUGGCCUGUUUUGGCUAUAUUGUCCUAUUAGGAGUUAGAAUGCAGUGAAGGUGGGAUUAAUGGAACAAAUGACAUUUGGAGGUAAUUGAGAUGUAAGAAAUGAUCCUGUACAAGCUGUUUGACUUUGUCAGAUUGUUGGGACUUUAGUUUCAUAAAUAAAACGAUCUAAUUCAUAAAACAUCA
Nothobranchius furzeri (turquoise killifish) is the source of this 1695-nucleotide messenger RNA. It is a transcript of the gene rnmt, whose product is annotated as RNA (guanine-7-) methyltransferase. Gene Ontology annotation, cellular component: nucleus. NCBI's taxonomy places the organism in Eukaryota, Metazoa, Chordata, Actinopteri, Cyprinodontiformes, Nothobranchiidae. Gene Ontology annotation, biological process: 7-methylguanosine mRNA capping. The record is from RefSeq and is a predicted model, not a curated record. Gene Ontology annotation, molecular function: mRNA 5'-cap (guanine-N7-)-methyltransferase activity.